AUGUCCCUCGCCUACCCCGCUCUCUUCAGCCGGAUCAACAUGAGCAGUUUGGCGUUCCAAGAAGAGUUUGAAGAGGACAAGAACUCAGCGUUCACCUGGGAAGUGAAGGCUAACAACCGCGCCUACAACAGCCAGUUCAAGGAGAAAGUCUUCCUGUGUUGGCAGCGGCAGAAAUACAAGACCAACGUCAUCCACACGGCCAAGUACAACGUUUUCUCCUUCCUGCCUCUGAACCUGUUUGAGCAGUUCCAGCGCCUGUCCAACCUCUACUUCCUGUUCAUCAUCAUCCUCCAGUCCUUUCCAGAAAUUUCCACGCUGCCUUGGUUCACACUCUUCAUCCCACUUGUUCUCCUCCUCCUCCUCCGAGCUGCCAGGGACCUGGUGGAUGACAUCAGGAGGCACAAGAGCGACAAGAUCAUCAACAAAAGGCCCUGCAAGGUCCUGAUGGGGAAGAGGUUCAUCUGGAGAAGGUGGGAGGACAUCUGUGUGGGGGACGUGAUCUGCCUGCAGAAAGAUAGCAUCGUCCCGGCCGACCUGCUGCUUCUGAGCAGCUCCGAGCCCAGCAGCCUGUGCUAUGUGGAGACGGCAGACAUCGACGGGGAGACCAACUUGAAGUUCCGACAAGCGCCCAAGAUCACACACCAUGAACUCACCUCCAUCAGGAAGAUGGCGGCUUUCCAAGGCAAGGUGGUAUGCCAGGAACCCAAUAGCCGCAUGCACCACUUUGUGGGCUGCCUGGAAUGGACAGGCAAGAAGUACCCACUGGACAGUGGUAACAUCCUGCUUCGGGGCUGCAGGGUCCGGAACACUGACACCUGCUAUGGAAUGGUCAUCUAUGCAGGUUUUGACACAAAGAUCAUGAGGAACUGUGGCAAGAUCUGUUUGAAGAGAACCAAGAUUGACCGUCUGAUGAACCAGCUGGUCGGCUGGAUCUUUGUGUCCCUGGUGCUGGUUUCCGGGCUGCUGACUUUGGGCUUCUACCGCAUGGUCCACGAGUUCAAGGAGAAGCACUUCUACCUGUCCCGCCUUCAUCGCUACAGCGUGGCGGCCGAGUGUUUCCUCUUCUUCUGGGCCUUUUUGAUCCUGCUCAGCGUCAUGGUGCCCAUGGCUAUGUUUGCCCUAGCCGAAUUCAUCUACCUGGGUAACAGCAUCUUCAUCAACUGGGACUCGGAGAUGUAUUACGAGCCCCGGGACAUGCCCGCCAAUGCCCGCAGCACCAGCCUCACGGACCACCUGGGCCAAGUGCAGUACAUCUUCUCGGACAAGACGGGGACCCUCACACAGAACAUCAUGACCUUCAACCAGUGCUGCAUACGGGGGACCGUCUAUGGAUCACCUGAGCGCCACCAGGGGUCACUCCUGUGCCGAAACCCCUACAGCUGGAACACGUACGCCGAUGGGAAAUUGCGUUACUACAACUCGGAGCUCCUACGGAUCGUGCGCAGUCAGGAGGACAACAUGGUGGUGGAGUUCUGGAGGCUCCUGGCCAUCUGCCAUACGGUGAUGGUUCAAGAAAAGAACAACCAGCUGGUGUAUCAGGCGGCGUCCCCUGACGAGGAGGCGCUGGUGACGGCGGCCCGAAAUUUCGGCUACGUGUUCAAAGCGCGCAGCCAGGACAGCAUCACGGUGCUGGAGCUGGGGAAAGAGCGGGUCUACCAAGUCCUGGCCAUGAUGGACUUUAACAGCACACGGAAGCGGAUGUCGGUGCUAGUCCGAAACCCCGAGGGCGACAUCUACCUCUAUACCAAAGGCGCCGACACCGUCAUAUUUGAGCGGUUGCAGUUAAAGAGCACUGUAGAGUGGGGCACGGAGGAGGUGUUGGCGUCCUUUGCCCGGCAGACCCUGCGGACGCUGUGCCUGGCUUUCAAGAAGGUGGACGAGAACAGCUUCCAGAAGUGGCAGCAGCACCACCAGCAAGCCAGCAUCCUGCUGCAGAACCGCACCCAGGCAUUGCAGCAGGUUUACGAGGAGAUGGAGCAGAACCUCCAGCUUCUGGGAGUCACAGCGAUUGAAGACAGACUCCAGGACCACGUCCCCGAGACCAUCCAGUGUCUCAAGGAUGCGAACAUCAAAGUGUGGGUACUCACGGGGGAUAAGCAAGAGACAGCAGUGAACAUCGCCUUUGCCUGCGGGCUGCUUUCGGAGAGCAUGCUCAUUCUGGAGCCGGUGGAGAUUAACCACAUCCUGGAGGCCUUCUGGGAAAAUGCCAACAGCCAGAUUCUGAAGAAGAAAAGGUGGUGCCGCCUCCCGAAGAUGUUCAGCGAGCAGUUCAAAGUGGCCAUGGUUAUCACAGGGGACUUUCUGGACCAGCUACUCACGUCCUUGCGCACGGAGCCGGGGGCCCCGUGCCCCAGCACGGUGGAUUACUGGCAGGAGCCGGAGCAUAGGAGGGGAGACUUGAUGCACCAGUGGCGGCUGUCCAUGCUCUGGCAGGCCCUCGAGAUCCCGCUGCGGAGCACUGGGCUGAUGGCCAGGAGGCGGUACACCGAGAACCUGGAGGUAGAGCAAGAACAGGCCUUCGUGGACCUGGCCUCCCAAUGCCAGGCCGUCAUCUGCUGCCGCGUCACCCCCAAGCAGAAGGCCCUGAUCGUGGCACUGGUCAAGAAGUACCAGAAAGUGGUGACCCUGGCGGUGGGCGACGGUGCCAAUGACGUCAACAUGAUCAAGACUGCGGACAUUGGCGUGGGGCUGGCAGGACCUGAGGGCAUGCAGGCGGUUCACAGUAGCGACUUCUCGCUGGCCCAGUUCUCCUACCUCCGGCGCCUGCUGCUGGUGCACGGCCGCUGGUCCUACAUGCGCAUUUGCAAGUUCCUACGCUACUUCAUCUACAAGACCACGGCCAGCAUGAUGGUCCAGAUCUGGUUCGCCUGUUACAAUGGCUUCACCACUCAGCCGCUGUACGAGGGCUGGUUCCUGGCGCUCUUCAACCUGCUUUACAGCACCCUCCCAGUUCUCUACAUUGGGCUGUUUGAGCAGGACGUGAGCGCGGAAGAGAGUCUGAAGCUGCCCCAGCUCUACACCUUGGGCCAGAAGGACGAACUGUUUAACUACUGGGUGUUCUUGCGAGCCGUCGCGCACGGCACAGUCACCUCGCUGGUCAAUUUCUUCGUGACAUUCUGGGCCAGCAGUCACGGGCUCCCGGGCCUCAACGACUACCAGUCAUUCGCCGUGGUCGUCGCACUGUCUUGCCUGCUGACCAUCACGGUGGAGGUCAUAAUUAUCAUUACGUACUGGACUUUCCUGGCCGUGCUGGCCAUCUUCGUCAGCCUGUUAGCCUACUUCGUCAUCACACAAAACUACCAGAGCUAUGCCUUCUUCAAACUCGCCCCCGACGCCUUCCCGUUUCUAAAUGCUGACAAUCUCGUGCUCAGUCAGCCCUUCCUCCUGCUGGUCAUUCUCAUGAACGUGUCCCUGAAUACGAUUCCAGUCCUGGCCUUCCGCUUUCUUUGCAAAACAAUCAAGAAGCCUCUCAAAAAGGAGGAGGGAGUGGUGGAGGCCCCGGCCAGGAUGCCGGUGAACGCGGCGCCGCCCUACCUGCAGCGGGACUCGCACAUGCGGCGUUCCAGUUACGCCUUCUCCCACCUGGAGGGCUUCGCCAGCCUCAUCACGCAGGGCACGAUUCUGCGCCGGGGCCCGGGCACCCACAGCGACCUCCUCAACGACCUCAAGACCGAGGACCUGCACUCCUUUGACCGGCAGAGCUCCUACUGGAGCCCCCGGGAGGCGUCGCUGCAGACGAAGAGCAGCGGCCGCCGCAGGCACCAGGACCGGGUGUCCUGCGAGGACCCCCAGCCCAUCCCUCCACCGGGCUCGCGUCUGGAAAGCACGUCGUCCCGGGCCGCGGGAAAGCCAACUUCCAGCCCGGAGUACUCGUCGUCCUCCACCACCAAGUGGCCCUCGGGAUCCUUGCUGGAGUCGUUGCCGGCCGCGCAGGAGGGUCAGCUGGGGCUGCGGGAGCACUGGCCGCAGUCCUCCUCCAAGAGGCCGGCGCGGGAGCGGGCAGCGUCCUGGGAGGAGCGGGGCCCUGCCGCUGCCACCGCCACUGCCACUGUCGCAGAGAGCCGCCUGUGGCGCUUCCAGAGUCAGCCCCAGCUGUCAGGCGAGUCAGCAGUGCCCCCGAGGAAGGUGCCCCUUUGGAAGUCCCACUGGCCCUUCCUGGGGGCGUGCAAGCCCUCCAAGACAGAGUUGGUCACCCCUCUGGCGGUACCACCAGCAGGUACUGGGCAGGAGCUGGCGCCUGCCCCCGCCGAGGGCCCACCCUCACCCAGGUCACCCGUGCAGGCACCUUCCACCUGA
Messenger RNA from Sorex fumeus (smoky shrew), 4296 nucleotides. RefSeq names its product ATPase phospholipid transporting 8B3 (gene ATP8B3). Gene Ontology annotation, molecular function: ATPase-coupled intramembrane lipid carrier activity; ATP hydrolysis activity; magnesium ion binding. Bases 1 to 4296 code for a protein of 1431 amino acids. The record is from RefSeq and is a predicted model, not a curated record. Gene Ontology annotation, cellular component: plasma membrane. The transcript has 27 exons. Gene Ontology annotation, biological process: Golgi organization; phospholipid translocation. NCBI's taxonomy places the organism in Eukaryota, Metazoa, Chordata, Mammalia, Eulipotyphla, Soricidae.